AUGUGGCUUCUCAACACCAAAACCUUGAAGUUGGAGGAACACGUCGACCCAGCCGCUAUCAAGUACGCUAUUCUCUCUCAUACUUGGGAGGAAGACGAAGUGUCUUUUCGGGACAUAUCCGAUCUCGACUUGGCCAAACGCAAGGCCGGAUUUACCAAGAUUGCAAAGACUUGUCGGCUGGCCCGCAGCAGGGGUAUUAGACUCGCCUGGGUUGAUACGUGCUGCAUCGACAAGUCCAGCAGCGCAGAACUGAGCGAGGCCAUCAACUCCAUGUUUCAAUGGUACAAACUGUCCGCAGUUUGCUUCGCUUACCUUUCCGACUUUGUUAUCCGUAGCCCAGACAGGAGCUCGCGCGUCAGGGAGAGUUUCUUCGAAAUCGCCGACGAGGACGCGUUCAAGCGUUGCAAAUGGUUUACGAGGGGCUGGACUCUUCAGGAACUGAUUGCCCCUAAAAUUGUUGAGUUUUACGAUUCGAGCUGGGGCCUUGUAGGGACGAAAUCCCAGCUGCCGGAGAUUCUCGAGAGUAUCACUCGUAUACCCCUCCAAGUACUUCUCAACUCUUCAAAACUUCAAUCGACAAUUGUGGCAGUCAAAAUGUCCUGGGCAGCGCAACGACAGACCAAACGGAUCGAGGACAGGGCGUACUCCCUUCUUGGCAUUUUCGAUAUCAACAUGCCUCUGAUUUACGGAGAAGGUGCUAAAGCAUUUCGUCGGCUUCAAGAAGAGAUCGUGAAGGAGACAAACGAUCUCUCUCUCCACGGUAUCGGCUCCCCGUACCUGACCACGCCAGUAAACAACGUAACUUCCAUCUAA
Messenger RNA from Colletotrichum karsti, 813 nucleotides. RefSeq lists its product as uncharacterized. The transcript is spliced from 2 exons. The record is from RefSeq and is a predicted model, not a curated record. The coding region runs from base 1 to 813 and encodes 270 amino acids. NCBI's taxonomy places the organism in Eukaryota, Fungi, Ascomycota, Sordariomycetes, Glomerellales, Glomerellaceae.